AGCAGUGACUAUACGCCUCUUCCUAACUCGCUUUACUGUUUGUCCAGCCCUCCUCCUCCCCUUUCUCAGGAGCCUGCAUCCUUUUCCAUCGGAGUUUUGCCCUCUGUGUGUGUGCUGCCUGGUGUGGCUCCCUCUCUCGCCAGGAGACCCAGGUUUCUCUGGAAGUCAAGGCGACCUGUUUCGACGCUGAUAUUUGAUAAGUAAAGAGCAGGAUCUCUGGACCAGGAGAAGGAAAGAGGAGAGUUUUCUUAAAAGCAUUAGCUUGUGAUAACUAUGGCCAGUUUUUCAGCACUUGGAUUCCUAUUUCUUUGUCAGCUUUUGGCCACCUCCUCAGCUCAGAGACCUGGACCAAGAGGCCCUGUUGGACCACGAGGACCACCGGGAUCACCUGGCAAGGAUGGCAUAGACGGAGAACCUGGCCCACCUGGCUUGCCUGGACCACCGGGACCAAAAGGGGCAGUAGGAAAACCUGGGAAGGCAGGAAAUGCAGGUUUACCUGGACUUCCAGGAGUGGAUGGUUUAACGGGAAUUGAUGGCCCACCUGGACCGGUUGGACCACCAGGAGACAGAGGUGCAAUAGGGCCUGCGGGGCCGUCUGGACCAGCGGCCAAAGGACCUCCAGGACCUCCGGGACCUCCUGGCCCCAGCGGGCUCCCAGGUGGAAACGGGUUGCAAGGGCCACCUGGACCAUCUGGACUUCCGGGCUUUACUGGACCACCAGGCCCCCCAGGACCACCAGGUGUUCCUGGAGUUCUUCCUGAUGGAAAUGGUGACAUUCAGUGCCCAGCUCUCUGUCCCCCUGGACCGCCAGGCCCACCAGGAAUACCGGGAUUCAAGGGGCACACUGGUCAUAAAGGAGAUCCUGGUGAAGUAGGCAAAGAUGGUGAGAAGGGUCCACCUGGUCCUCCAGGUCCGGCAGGAUCCCCAGGACCUGUUGGCUUACAGGGACCACGUGGGUUAAGAGGCCUCACUGGACCACUUGGACCUCCUGGAGAACGGGGAGACAUAGGUUUCCGAGGGCCAACAGGAAUCCCAGGGCCUCCAGGAAAAGCGGGACCUCGUGGUGAUAGAGGACCUCAGGGUUUCCGAGGGCCAAAAGGAGAUACUGGUAGGUCUGGACCAAAAGGACCACCAGGGACUACUGGGCCCAUAGGAGAACCUGGCAUGCCUGGAAAAGAUGGUAGAGAUGGGACCCAUGGACUCGAUGGUGAGAAGGGGGAAGCAGCUCGCUUUGGUGUUCCUGGAGAAAAGGGACCAAAUGGACUUCCUGGAUUGCCUGGAAAUCCAGGAAUGAAAGGUGAAAAGGGGCAGCCGGGUAGUUCUGGAGAAAUGGGACACGCCGGUCCUUCAGGAGAGCCAGGUAUACCUGGAGAGCGUGGCAUCUCCGGUGAGCGAGGUGAACCUGGUCCAAGAGGAUCUUCUGGAGCAAUGGGUCUGCAAGGCCCCAUGGGAGUGACGGGUGUAAGAGGCUACCAGGGUCGUAAAGGUGCAAGUGGAGAGCCUGGCCGACCGGGUCCCACGGGGCUCCGUGGCGUCUCUGGUGAGAGGGGCCCUACUGGAGUCUCUGGACCCAAAGGUAACCAGGGCAUUGCAGGAGCAGACGGCCUGCCGGGUGAUAAAGGAGAGCUGGGUCCUCCUGGCCCUCCUGGGCAAAAGGGAGAGGCAGGAAUACGAGGUGAGGUGGGCCCUAAAGGAGUCCAGGGGCCCAAUGGAACAGCUGGCGUGCCAGGAAUCCCAGGUCAUCCAGGCAAAAUGGGUUUGCAAGGAGAACAAGGAGUCCCUGGGAUCACUGGGAAACAUGGCCCUCCAGGGAAAGAAUCCAGUGAACAACAUAUAAGAGAACUCUGUGGUGGAUUGAUCAGUGAGCAAAUUGCCCAGUUAGCUGCUAACCUGAGGAAGCCCUUGGCUCCUGGGCUCAUGGGGCGCCCGGGGCCUGCUGGUCCCCCUGGUCCCCCUGGGGCAACUGGGAGCGUGGGGCAUCCUGGGGCUCGUGGGCCCCCGGGUUACAAAGGACCCCCUGGGGACUUGGGAGAUCCUGGUCCUAGAGGAGACCUUGGUGAAAGGGGAGACAAAGGUGCCAUUGGCAAAGGUGUUGAUGGACCUGAUGGGGACCAAGGACCUCAAGGACCACCAGGUGUUGAUGGAAUUAGUAAAGAUGGUCGGGAUGGUGCUCCCGGUGAGCCCGGUUUGCCAGGAGAUCCUGGAAGACCAGGUGCCAUUGGGGUUCAAGGAACUCCGGGAGUCUGUGAUACAUCAGCCUGCAUGGGAGCUGCUCUGGGAGGAAAAUCCAAAAAGUCAUAAAACCGCAUUGAAAAGGAGUUGGAAAAGGGAACUGACUAUUUAAGUGAAUUGUUUAUACAUGAAGACAAAAACACUCUUCUUUUUUGUAAAAAAAAAAUGGAGAGGCAGUUCUCCUGUAAAAAUGAUUUAAAUGGACUUUGACAGUAUAUUUUAGUUCAACGGAACAGGAAAUCAGCAGAUGGAAAGUUACACAAAGUAGUAUAUCCCCUACAAUUUGUUUCACAUUUUCAUUUACAGUAUUAUUUGUUGCUUGCCCUACGGACGAGAUACCCCUUUACUCCUGAAAUCUGAAGUACUUCCUAUUUAACAUGCCCCUUUUUACACACAACUGGACUAAUUUUCUAACAGCUACCUGUGUUAGUUUGUGUGAACAUAAAAUCCCAUUGUCUUUCGGGACUCUUAUCUAACCAUAUACAGAAGUGUAGUUGUGAAGGCUUCAUGCACGGAACAGAUAACCAUCUUGGACAGAUAAUAGCGAUACAGUAUUUGUUAUGUAGCGAUUGUGAACUCAUAGCCCCAUCAGCUGGUCAUGGAUGCAACUGCAUGUACACAAUCUAUCUCUUUCCAGUUUAGGAACCUGAACACACAUACCUCUAGCUGAAUUGGGGAAAAUAAGCAUAGAAAGAGUGAGCUAAGUAAAACAGAGUUCAUACAAGCAGAAUCCUAGACUAUAUUGAAUAUUUGUUUGAUUGUACCUAAUACCACAACCAAUUUUAGGUGUACACAAUGAAAUUUUCCCAGUUUGUUAUGUCAAGAUUCUUUAUGCGGUUUCAGGAGUCAUGCCAGAGCUUUACCUGAGUCUGUUUGUGUGUGGGACUUGUCUCAAAAGCAAAGGGAAUUAUAAAAUAGGGGCUCCAGGAACAGAAGCUGUCACAUGGUCUCAUUUCCUAGGUCUCUACAACUAGAAAUGAACGUUUUCCAAACCGACUCCACAUAAGGAUGACUAUGUAUCUCUAUCUAUUUUACAAGGGAUAUUUUUUCCAUAUUACCCCAUGGGGAAAACUGUACUGACAUCCGAUACCCUCUGCACACUAUUUGUGCAAACCUUACAUUAUAGGUUAUCAUUCCUCCCUCCCCCCAAAAAACAUUAACAUGUGCAUUAUUGUAAAAAAUAUUUUUGUAACAUUGUACCUGCCUGUUUGAUAAUAAGGGUUUUGUUUUUUUUUGCCAAUUCUAUUAUUUUGCCCCUGCUGAUUGGAAAUAAAGGUGCUACACAAAUGUGA
Molecule: messenger RNA, 3524 nt
Organism: Anolis carolinensis (green anole)
Lineage: Eukaryota; Metazoa; Chordata; Lepidosauria; Squamata; Anolidae
Gene: col9a3
Product: collagen type IX alpha 3 chain
Exons: 32
Coding region: 274-2301 (675 amino acids)
Biological process (GO): extracellular matrix organization
Cellular component (GO): collagen type IX trimer
Molecular function (GO): extracellular matrix structural constituent conferring tensile strength
Source: RefSeq, a predicted model, not a curated record